CAAUCCAAACCCCUAAUCACACGCGCACACACAUACAGCAGACUUCUCAAAACUCUGUUUUUCUCCACUGCCUAUCUCUUACAGUCUCUCUCCUCAACUCCGCGGCGUAGAUCCGAGGAGUUUUGGAAAACAUAAUCGCAGCUAAGAAUCGGGCUUUCAGUCGAUCCCACAAUCAGUUUGUUCUCCAGAUCUUGGGAUUUUAUCAGGUAGCUUUGUAUCUUGAGUUUUUAUCAGGUAGCUUUGUCAGGUCUCGAUUUUUUUUUCGCGUUUUUUGUUGUGUAAGUGUGGUUCGCGUGUGUAUAACAUUGGAAUUAGGUGAAUCGGUGGGUCUGUGGAUUGUUUUUAUUGGAGAUAGAAUUCUGUUUGCUCGUUUUCUUUUUGUAGCGGGCUUCAAUCGAUUUGGUUUUCAGUUUAGAAGAUCUAUCUGUUUAUAGCAUAGUUGAGUUGAUAUCAUCUGUCACCUGAUUAGAUUAUCUUUCUCGGUUUAUCUUUAUUGUGACAUAGGCUUUGGUUGGUUGUUUCUCCCAGUUGAUAUUGAUAUUUUGUUUGGGAUUUUGGCUUGGGGGGGAGUGAAUGGACGAGCUUAAAAGCUGAUCUUUUGAAGUUGUACUUUGUGUGUGUAUGCUAAUGGCAUGUUAUGCUUUCAUUGUUUUACUGCUCUAGAAGCUCAAACGUGAGUGUUUUUGUGGUUCUUUUGUGCUUGACUUGCUAUUGGUUUUGUCUUGUGAUAUUAGUCAGUGGCUGCUGUGUGUAUUUUUGUCUGUAGAAUGGUUAAAGCUCUUACAUUUUGUUUGAAUAUUUUAAAUAUUGACAGUGACUUUGCAUCAUUGACUCGUUUGGUAUGUUUGUAGCUCCAGUAGUAGUCAAGUAUGUUAUACUUAUACUGGGUUACAAUUGUCAGAAGAUCUAUCUGGUUAUGACUGUUGAUUUGAUAUAAUCUGUCAUCUCUUGAGAUUAUCUUUCUCAGUUCAUCUGCUCUGUGAUAUAAAGUUUGGUGGUUUGUUUCUCCUCAUUGAUAUUACUAUUUUUCAAUCUUUAGUGUAAUUGCAAGGCGGAUAGAAUGGAUGAGCUUAAAGCUGGUAUUUUUAGGUUGUACUUAGUGUGUGUAUGCAAAAUGCAUGUUAUGCUUUUAGUACUUCACUGCAAUGAAGUUUAAACGUGAUGGAUUAGGUGUUUGUCCUACUUUAGUAGGAGUGUUCCUGUGGUUCUUUUGUGCUUGGUUUGCUAUUAUUUUCCCCAGUGAUAAUAGUCAGUAGCUGCUGUGUUUAUGGUUGUGGGCAGUAUGGUUAAAGCUUUUACCUUUAACUACAAAAUUUGUUUUAAUAAUUGAAAUUUGGACAAUGCACUUUGCAUUAUUUAUUUGCUUGUUAUAUGUGUUACUGUGAGUCUGUGACUGGCCAGGAGCCGUUAAGUAUGUUAUACUGGGUUAAGAUUGUUUUUGCUUUAUUAUAACUGCAGCAACAUCCAUGUGUAAUAAUUUUGUCUAUUUCCGUGAAUAUAUGUGACCGUGUUUCACCGGAAUUGUCCUCUGUCAUAGUUUCUCAUGAAAAUAAUUUGCUUCUUCCGUCACUGUUUUAUAGUUUUGCAAACAUGGCCGGAACAGCACCCGAAGGUUCUCAGUUUGACGCUCGCCAAUUUGAUGCGAAAAUGAAUGAGCUUCUUGGAACCGAUGGAGAGGAGUUUUUCACUAGCUAUGAUGAGGUGUACGAUAGUUUUGAUGCAAUGGGUCUGCAGGAAAAUCUUCUGAGGGGCAUCUACGCCUAUGGUUUCGAAAAACCCUCGGCCAUCCAGCAAAGAGGUAUUGUCCCAUUCUGCAAGGGUCUCGAUGUCAUUCAGCAAGCUCAGUCUGGAACUGGGAAGACGGCAACUUUCUGCUCGGGUAUCCUUCAGCAGCUGGACUACAAUGUGGUGGAGUGCCAGGCUCUUGUCCUUGCACCCACUCGCGAGCUUGCCCAGCAAAUCGAGAAGGUGAUGCGAGCCCUUGGUGAUUAUCUUGGUGUGAAGGUUCAUGCUUGUGUUGGGGGCACCAGCGUACGUGAGGACCAGCGUAUCCUCUCCAGUGGGGUCCACGUAGUGGUUGGCACUCCGGGUCGUGUAUUUGACAUGCUCAGAAGGCAGUCCCUGCGCCCUGAUUAUAUCAAGAUGUUUGUUCUAGAUGAAGCCGAUGAGAUGCUAUCCAGAGGGUUCAAGGAUCAGAUUUACGACAUCUUCCAGCUACUUCCCCCCAAGAUCCAGGUUGGCGUGUUCUCCGCCACCAUGCCUCCCGAGGCUCUCGAGAUCACCCGCAAGUUCAUGAACAAGCCCGUACGCAUCCUCGUCAAGCGUGACGAGCUCACCCUCGAGGGUAUCAAGCAGUUUUACGUGAACGUCGAGAAAGAGGAAUGGAAGCUCGAGACACUUUGUGACCUUUACGAGACCCUCGCCAUCACACAGAGUGUCAUCUUCGUCAACACCCGCCGCAAGGUUGACUGGCUGACCGACAAGAUGCGGGCCCGCGACCACACUGUCUCAGCCACUCACGGUGACAUGGACCAGAACACUCGUGACAUCAUCAUGCGCGAGUUUCGUUCGGGUUCCUCAAGGGUUCUCAUCACCACCGAUUUGUUGGCUCGUGGUAUUGAUGUUCAGCAAGUUUCGCUCGUCAUUAACUAUGAUCUCCCGACGCAGCCGGAGAACUAUCUUCACCGUAUUGGACGAAGCGGAAGGUUUGGGAGAAAGGGGGUGGCGAUAAAUUUCGUGACCAAAGAAGAUGAUCGCAUGCUUUUUGAUAUUCAGAAGUUUUAUAAUGUCGUGGUUGAGGAGCUGCCGGCCAAUGUGGCGGAUUUGCUUUGAGGAGUGUGGUUCGUUCGACUCGUUUGGGUUGUGUUAUUUUGUUCUUGCCCGAGUAAGUUAUUAUUGUUACUGUCGUGUUUUUUCGUGGAGGUCCUUAGGGUUUUUGACUGGUGCUGCUUGGGACUUUGNNNAAGGAAGGGACUUUAUUUUUUUUCUCUCAAUUUGAAAAAUUUGAUGUUCGGUGUAUUGUAAUUGUCGUCUUCAAGAAUAACUGGUGUUUUGGAUGAUGAUGAACUUUUUAUGGAGUCUUUAUGUUAAGAAGUUUGAAUUUGUUCAAU
Messenger RNA from Striga asiatica, 3110 nucleotides. The record is from the annotation of a GenBank genome assembly. Lineage: Eukaryota; Viridiplantae; Streptophyta; Magnoliopsida; Lamiales; Orobanchaceae.